Mirounga angustirostris (Northern elephant seal) is the source of this 978-nucleotide messenger RNA. RefSeq names its product transmembrane protein 114 (gene TMEM114). The record is from RefSeq and is a predicted model, not a curated record. The transcript has 4 exons. The coding region runs from base 1 to 672 and encodes 223 amino acids. Gene Ontology annotation, cellular component: apical plasma membrane. NCBI's taxonomy places the organism in Eukaryota, Metazoa, Chordata, Mammalia, Carnivora, Phocidae.
AUGCGGGUGCACCUGAGCAUGCUGGCGGGCGCGGCGGCGCUGACCGGGGCGCUCAGCUUUGUGCUCCUGGCGACCGCCAUCGGCACGGACUUCUGGUACAUCAUUGACACCGAGCGGCUGGAGCGGGGCGGCCCGGGGGCGCGGGGCCGGGCGGGGGCCGCCAACCGCAGCGAGCUCGAACCUCUGAGCUCGCACUCUGGCCUCUGGCGCACCUGCCGGGUCCAGAGCCCGUGCGUGCCACUGAUGAACCCCUUCUGGCAGGAGAACGUGGCCGUCAGCGACUCAAGCCGACAACUUCUCACCAUGCAUGGGACAUUUGUGAUUCUGCUGCCGCUCAGCCUGAUCCUGAUGGUGUUUGGGGGGAUGACGGGGUUUCUGAGCUUCCUCCUCCAAGUCUCCAUCCUCCUCCUGCUCACAGGGACCCUCUUCCUCUUUGGAGCCUUGCUGACCCUGGCUGGAAUCAGUGUCUACAUCGUGUACUCGGCGGCCGCCUUCCGGGAGGCGCAGUGUCUCCUGGAGGAGAAGGCCCUCCUGGACCAGGUGGACAUCCGCUUUGGCUGGUCCCUGGCCCUGGGCUGGAUGAGCUUCAUCGCCGAGCUGCUCACCGGGGCGGCCUUUAUGGGGGCGGCCCGCGUGCUCAGCCUGAGACAGAGGCAGGACCGGGCCAUAUGAGCCCGAUGCCUGGUCUGGUGGGAGGCAGGGCCCUGGCCUCAAAGGCCACUGCUAUGUGCUGAGCUCCGGGCCUGGCUGUCAUGUCCGUGCCUGGUGUGGUGUGUCUGUGUGUUCGUGCACGUGUGUGUCCGUACGGGCUGGAGGAGGCCUCGGGAAUGCAGAACGCACCUCACCUGAAACCACAAAAUAGCCCCUUGAUUAUAACCAGAACUUUCCAGAUUGCAGCCCCUGUGGGCCUCCUCUGGCUUCAUUGCAGUGUUCACCCCCACUCAUUGCAUCAGCUCCCCUUCUUUGCUAAGGAAUAGA